Messenger RNA from Benincasa hispida (wax gourd), 1508 nucleotides. It is a transcript of the gene NLA, whose product is annotated as SPX (SYG1/Pho81/XPR1) domain-containing protein. Gene Ontology annotation, molecular function: metal ion binding. NCBI's taxonomy places the organism in Eukaryota, Viridiplantae, Streptophyta, Magnoliopsida, Cucurbitales, Cucurbitaceae. The record is from RefSeq and is a predicted model, not a curated record.
AGCCUUCUUAGAACCAUAACAAAAUAAAACGUACCUGAGAUGAAAUCUCAUUGAUGAUCAGAAGUAUCGUAUUAAAAACCUGAUUUGUUUUUUGUCUCAGAUUCUCUCAGUUUCUGAUUUCCACUUCAUUCUUGCAGAAAUAUCUGAAUCUUUUGUUAUUGUUGUGUGUUGAAUUCCGAUCGAUUUAAGGCGCUAAGAUUGCAAAGGAAGCAUCGAUUUCCGGCGGUGGAUUAUCUGCAUUUGUUCUUCUCGGAAUAUUAAGUUAAUUUGUUGAGGGAAAUUAGAACGACGUACCCGAGGAAGAAGAUGAAGUUCUGCAAAAAGUAUGAAGAGUAUUUGCGAGGUCAGGAGAAGAAACUGAAACUACCUGGAUUUCACUUCAAACGGCUCAAGAAGAUUCUGAAGAAUUGUAGCAGAGAUUUUCAGUCUCAACACCGCCAUGGAGAUGGCGUUUGCUCCGCUGUCGUCGCCGUUCAGAGCUGUCCAGAUCACUGUUCAGUGUGCGAUGGGACUUUCUUCCCUUUCCUUCUCAAGGAAAUGUCUGCAAUAGUAGGAGGUUUUAAUCAGCGAGCACAGAAAUUGCUUGAGCUGCACCUUGCUUCUGGCUUUAGAAAGUAUCUCUUAUGGUUCAAAGGCAAACUGGAAAGCGAUCAUACUGUCUUAGUUCAAGAAGGGAAAGAACUGGUUAAUUAUGCAUUGAUGAACGCUAUUGCAGUUAGGAAGAUCUUGAAGAAAUAUGAUAAGAUUCAUUACUCCAAGCAAGGGCAAACCUUCAAGUCACAAGCUCAGAGUAAGCACAUUGAGAUCCUUCAGUCACCAUGGUUGUCAGAGCUUAUAGCAUUCCACAUUAAUCUGAAGGAGACGAAGCAUAAAUCUAAGCGGAUCUCUUCGGCAUUCGAGGAAUGUUCCCUUGCAAUUACUGAUGGAAAGCCAUCACUUACUUGCGAGAUCUUUGAUUCAGUCAAACUUGACAUCGACUUGACAUGUUCCAUAUGUUUGGAGAUAGUAUUUGAUCCCGUUUCUCUCACUUGCGGCCAUAUAUUUUGCUACAUGUGUGCUUGCUCGGCAGCUUCAGUAACCAUAGUUGAUGGGCUAAAGUCUGCAAAUCCAAAGGCGAAGUGCCCACUCUGCCGUGAGGCAAGAGUUUAUGAAGGUGCUGUACAUUUGGAAGAGCUCAGUAUUCUAUUAAGUCGAAGCUGCCCUGAGUACUGGGAAAAACGUCUCCAAAGAGAAAGAGCUGAGAGGGUUCAGCAAGCAAAGGAGCACUGGGAAACCAUGUAUCGAGCUUUCAUGGGAAUGUAGAUAUUAUUAUCCCUUACUAUGGGUAAAUAUUCCAAUUUUUACUGUUGCUGCUAAAUUGGUGGUUUUUAUUUUUUGCUCCAACACUGUUAAUAUUGUUCUUUCAAGUCACUUUUCAAGGUCCCUGGAGCCUGAAUCCUUUUGCAGAAUUUAAGUUUGAUUAAAAACUGUUCUUUUUAGUUCGACUUUCCAAUCUUUUGGUCGAUAAA